Molecule: messenger RNA, 597 nt
Organism: Peniophora sp. CBMAI 1063
Lineage: Eukaryota; Fungi; Basidiomycota; Agaricomycetes; Russulales; Peniophoraceae
Source: the annotation of a GenBank genome assembly
AUGACGGAUCCGGACAGAUCGAACGACAGCCGAAUCAACCCUCCCAUCAUCGUGCAUCCAUCUCACAUCCUCCGAGUCGGUAGCAUGACCGUGAAGAACGAAUAUAGGGAUAUCGCAUCGAUCCCACCACCAAAGCCGGUGGAUGAAAAGGCCCGCAAGGAAGCCGCAAGGGAUCUCACAAAAAUGCGUCGUUUGACAGCCUGGAGCAUCCACCGAUGGCCAGUCGAACGCCGAGUCGUGCACCAGCGAACGCGCGUAUCCCUUCCACGAUCUUAUCUGGCGAAAGACGGUGUAGACUUCCGCGUGAUCAGCGCUGGCAGCGAUCUCAACCAGUUUGUUUUUCGACACUACGAGGAGUUGGCAGAGGAGAAGGACAGGGAGAAGGUGAACUACGUAACAGAGGCGCGAAUCCAGGAAAGCAGACAUGAGUUUCUUGGCCCAGAUCCUCGCGUUGCCGGCUAUUCCGCUGAGGGAGAUGGCAUUCGGAUUCUCUGGAUUGACCGCUUUCUUGAUGAGAAAUGGGUAGAGGGGGAGAAAUGGGAACUCCUAGAUGUUGAGAUGAGUGAUAACGGGAAUUGGGUAGAGAGUGCUGUAUAG